AGAAUAUAGUCAAACACACCAACAUCGCAUUAUUACUUAAUUUUUUAUUUCUCGACGCUCUAAUUCACUGUCAAGCAAGCUUUUCCUCUUUUUUCCCUUUGUUUUUACCACCGUUCAAGCACAAUUUCAAAAACCGCACAGAUCCGAAAAUAACAGGACACUAAUUUCCCUCUCUAUAGUAGGAAAGUUAUUUUCUCUCACUUUCUCGGCCUUUCUUUUUUAUACAUGUGGAUGCAGGAAGAAGCAGAAGCAUGAAUUUUCAGAGAUCGAUAGUUGGCUCAGUCAGAUAGCUAACUCGUGACAAGAGAAUCUGAGCCUUCUGCAUUUUCAUGUCCACUGUGGUUCUUGUCUUCUAAAGAUGUCAGUUGUUUUUGUUGGUUUUAACGAUCCUAUGUUUGUUUUAUUAGCAUGUCAGCCUGUGGAUUUUUUGUUUACAGAAGUUGUUCUUAAGAGAUAUUUUCUUCUGUUUGCAUGACAAUUAUCCGCUGUGGGGUGCUGAUUCCUUUAAGCUAAAUCAGAAUAUAAAUCAGCAUUCAAUAUUUUGAUGCAUCUUUAUAAUCAAAAGAAUGAAGAGAUGGUAUGGUGGUGUUUUCAUUGCAUCCUUGUUUAUGUUGCUGAUCCUAAGAUAUAGUCUCAUGAAAAAUCCUAUUGGAGAAAGUUAUCUGAUGAAUGCCUUUUCCAAUGCAACUAAUCCUCUUGAAUGGGUACAAGCUACAGUUCCACCUGCAGUUAAAAAUCCAGGAAACUCCAAUAAAGUGAUCUCUACGGAAACCAUAGUCUCCAGUUUGUUUGCUCAGAGGAAUAUUUCUAAUGAAGAGCAAAAAUCUUUACAGACAUGGAACCUAUUGGGACACUUGAUUGAUCAAGCCCAGAUUUUGCCUAAUGGAUUAGAGGCCAUGAAAGAAGCUGGAAGUGCAUGGAAUAGCCUUAUGGCUUCUGUUGAAGAAGAAAGUCAUAGUUAUGCAAAUGAAAGUAUAAAUAGGAGAUCGAAAGAGAAGCAGUGUCCCCAUUUUCUUAACAAAGUGAACGCCACAGUUCUUGAGAGUAGUGGUUUUAAGUUGCGGCUUCCUUGUGGCCUGACUCAGGGUUCUUCGAUAACGAUUAUUGGCAUCCCAAAUGGUCUUCUUGGCAAUUUUCGGAUCGACUUAACAGGGGAAGCACUUCCAGGGGAGCCUGAUCCACCUGUCAUUUUGCAUUACAAUGUUAGGCUUCAUGGUGAUAAGAUAACUGAGGAUCCAGUAAUAGUUCAAAACACCUGGACUGCAGCUCGUGAUUGGGGUGAAGAGGAGCGCUGCCCUUCUCCUACUCCUGAAAAGAAUAAGAAAGUGGAUGAGUUGGAUCAGUGUAACAAGAUAGUGGGUAGAAAUGAUACCCGGGCAGCUGGCAUGCAUUCCGAACGUUCAAGUAGGUCUAUGAUGGUUCAGGAAGGAUCUAAAAACAGAAGAUAUUUUCCCUUUAAGCAAGGUUAUUUAUCUGUUGCAACAAUUAGAGUAGGAUCAGAGGGAAUCCAGACAACAGUUGAUGGAAAGCACAUAACAUCUUUUGCAUACCGCGAAACCCUGGAGCCAUGGUUGGUUAGUGAAGUUAGGAUAUCCGGAGACUUGAAGCUAAUUUCUGUGGUGGCUAGUGGUCUACCUACAUCAGAGGAUUUAGAACAUGCAAUAGAUCUAGAAGCACUCAAGUCAGCUCCUCUUUCCCCUAAAAAACCACCACAUCUCUUUGUUGGUGUUUUCUCCACAGCAAACAAUUUUAAACGCAGGAUGGCAGUUCGAAGAACUUGGAUGCAGUAUGCUGCAGUUCGGUCAGGAACUGUAGCAGUGCGCUUCUUUGUUGGUUUGCAUAAAAAUCAAUUAGUGAAUGAGGAACUCUGGAAUGAAGCACAAACAUAUGGUGACAUACAACUAAUGCCUUUUGUUGACUAUUACAACCUCAUCACCUGGAAAACUUUAGCCAUCUGCAUUUUUGGGACAGAGGUUGCAUCAGCAAAAUAUGUCAUGAAGACAGAUGAUGAUGCAUUUGUUCGAAUAGAUGAAGUGCUAGCUUCUUUAAAGAGGAUCAAAGUGAGUAACGGGCUGCUUUAUGGGCUGAUCAACUCAGAUUCCCAACCUCACCGGAAUCCUGAUAGCAAAUGGUACAUUAGCCUUGAGGAAUGGCAUGAAGAGAAAUACCCCCCUUGGGCCCAUGGCCCUGGUUAUGUGGUGUCCCGUGAUAUAGCCAACGAAGUUUACAGGAGACAUCUAGAAGGCCGUUUGAAGAUUUUUAAGCUAGAAGAUGUAGCAAUGGGCAUCUGGAUAGCCGAAAUGAAAAAGCAGGGUUUAAAAGUUACGUACGCGACCGAAGAGAAGAUCUAUAAUGAAGGGUGCAAGGACGGUUAUAUUGUUGCCCACUACCAAAGUCCGAGAGAGAUGCUUUGUCUAUGGCAGAAACUUCAAGAAGGAAAGGGUGCUAUUUGCUGUGGUGACCAAUGAGAGCAUAGUCCAUAUGUUACAGGUUCUUGGGAGCUUGGGGCCUAACAUAACAUGAAGUCUGAAGAGAUUAAUCCUAACCAGUUUUUGAAAUUUUCCCGACCAUUGAGCAGACAGAUCUCACUACACACUAGAAGAGAAGAAGGUAUUGCAUUCUGGCAUUUUAGCUUUGCAGAGUAGCUGUCAGUCACACCAUUGUAAUAGUAUAAAUAAGUUUUACACGAAGGUCAUUACGCCUCAGUGACUUGUAGGGAUUUGCUUGCUGCGUAGAAUAUAGUGCAUUGUAUAGAAUAUAUGUAGUAAUAGGCUAUAGAAAUUAAUAUUUUGCAAUAUUAUCAAUUUUUUACUCAUUAUUCAAUAUGCAAUAUUCUUUUCAUGAGAA
Molecule: messenger RNA, 2847 nt
Organism: Jatropha curcas
Lineage: Eukaryota; Viridiplantae; Streptophyta; Magnoliopsida; Malpighiales; Euphorbiaceae
Source: RefSeq, a predicted model, not a curated record